AUGAAACCUUCAGUGAAAGCUCACGAGUUUCUUUCUGUCUCCACAGUGAACAAACACAAGCCGUGGAUCGAGACUUCGUACCAUGGCGUGAUCACUGAAAACACUGAUGUGGUUCUGCUGGACCCUCCGCUGGUGGCGCUGGAUAAAGAUGCCCCCGUCCCUUACGCAGGGGAGAUCUGUGCGUUCAACAUCCACGGACUGGAGGCUCCGUUUGAGGCGGUGGUGCUGAACGGAACGUCUGGUGAGGGUCAACUGAGGGCCCGCGGCCUGGUGGACUGCGAGCUGCAGAAAGAGUACACCUUCAUCAUCCAAGCGCAUGACUGCGGUUCAGGCCCUGGAGGAACGGAGGGCAAGAAGUCGCACAAGGCAGUGGUACACAUCCAGGUCAACGACGUGAACGAGUUCGCUCCUGUGUUUCGAGAGCCACAGUACAGAGCUGCUGUGACCGAGGGGAAGAUUUAUGACAGCAUCCUGCAAGUCGAGGCCACGGAUCAGGACUGUUCCCCUCAGUACAGUCAAAUCUGUAACUACCAGAUCACCACCACCAACACACCCUUUGCUAUAGAUCGAAAUGGUAAUAUCCGGAACACGGAGAAGCUGAGUUUUGACCGACAGCAGCACUACGAGAUCCUGGUGACGGCGUGGGACUGCGGUCAGAAAAGAGCCUUGCACAGCGUUCCGGUGCUCAUCGACGUCAAGCCAGUCUGCAAACCUGGUUGGCAAGGCUGGAAUAAACGAGUUGACUAUGAGCCGGGGACGGGCAGCAAGCAGCUGUUUCCCAAGAUGCACCUGGAGACAUGCGGCGAGCCGCUGUCUUCGCUGAGGGUCACCGUGGAGCUGCAGACCAGCCAUAUUGGGAAGGGCUGCGACCGGGAGACCUACUCUGAGAAAUCCCUACAGAAGCUUUGUGGGGCCUCGUCGGGCAGCACGGACCUCCUUCCGGCCCCCGGCGGCGCCACCAACUGGACGGCCUCCCUGGUGUCGGACAGCGGGCGUGACAGCGACCUGAUCUUCAGGUUUGAUGGGCGUCAGGCGGCUAAAAUCCCCGACUGGGUGGUUCCCCAGAAUCUGACCGACCAGUUCACCAUCGCCACGUGGAUGAAGCACGGCCCCAGCCCCGGGCUCCGAGCCGAGAAGGAGACGCUGCUCUGUAACUCGGACAAAACCGAGAUGAAUCGACAUCACUACUCGCUGUAUGUCCAUAAUUGCCGACUGGUCUUUCUGCUGAGGAGGGACUUCACUCAGGUGGACACCUUCAGACCUGCAGAGUUCCACUGGAAACUGGAGCAGAUAUGUGACAAGGAGUGGCAUUACUACGUCAUCAACGUUGAGUUCCCCGUGGUUACGCUCUACGUGGACGGAGUCACUUACGAUCCCUACCUGGUAACGGACGACUGGCCGAUCCACCCAUCGCAGAUCGAUGUGCAGCUCACAGUUGGUGCCUGCUGGCAAGGAGGGGAAGUCACCAAGCCACGGUUCACGCAGUACUUUCGAGGAAGCCUCUCUGGACUGACCAUUCGACCGGGGAAGAUUGAGAGUCAGAAAGUCAUUUCCUGUCUGCAGGCCUGCAAAGAAGGAUUAGACAUUAACUCCCUGGAGAGCUUGGAUAAAAGCAUAAAGUUCCACUUCAACCCAGCUCAGUCCAUCCUGGUGAUGGAGGGAGAGGAUCUGGAGAACAUGAACACAGCUGUGAGGAAGGUUUCCUACAUAAACUCUCGCCAGUUCCCCACACCCGGCAUCCGCCACCUGCAGAUCUCCACCUCUGUCCAGUGUUUCGGUGAAGACACGUGCAUCACCAUCCCCAGCAUCGAGGCCGUGGUGAUGGUGCUGCAGCCCAGUGAGCCCAGGAUCACCAUCACCGGGGUGGAGAGACUCAGCCAGUCGGCCUCAGACUUCAGAACGGCGGGGGGGGUUUCUCUGUUCCAGGACCUCCACAUCGUCAGCACGGUCACCAGGGCAGACGCCGCCCCCCAUCACACAGCUAAUCAACCUGGUGUCCUGGAGGAAAUCAUUCACAACUUGGACUACUGUGACAUUCUUGUGUUGGGGGCGGAGCUAAACCCAAAGCAAGAAUCUCUUCAGCUGCAGCUAAGUGCGCUUCUGGGAAAGCAUCUCGACGCCACCAACUCCACAUCUGGCAUGUCCAUAUAUGGCGUGGACUCCAUGAUGAACUACGAGCAGGUGAUCAGACAGGUGCAUUACUACCACCUGCAGCCUGGAAAGCUAACGGAGAGGAGGUUUCGCCUGACCUGCUCAGAGCUCAACGGACGCUACACCAGCAAUGAGUUCACCAUCGAGGUGAGCGUCUGGCACAGCUCUGACACAGAGGAACACAUCAGCCACAUGGUGGCGCCUCCUCAGUACAUGCAGGUGGUCCACCAUCCAUCUAUGAUCAGCGACCUCUACCCCAACCAUGCCUCAGGCGUACCGAGUGCAGCCACUGUGGUGAUCGUCAUGUGCAUCGCCGCCCUGGUGGCGGUGGUGGUGCUGGGAAUAUACCGCAUCCACGUAACCCACCAGCAGGAGGUGAGGCAGGAAGAGACGGCCAAAGAGGCAGACGCAAACUGGGACCACUCGGCUCUGACGAUCACUGUCAACCCCAUGGAGAACCUGGAAAACCGCAACACAGGGGAGGAGGAGGCCUGCGAGGAGGAGGAGGAGGAAGAGGAGGAAGAGGAGGAGGAAGAUGAUGAGGAUGACGAUGAGGAAGAGGUCACUAGCGAUGAUUCAGAUGACAGCGAGGAGGAAGUGGACGUCCAAUUACCCAGGAUUCAACGCUCGAGCGAGAAGCCCCAAAGAUGGGACAAAACAACAAUAUGCUAUUAAAAAACACACACAUUCCCACACACACUACCCCCCCCCCCCAACACACACACAUCUGCAACACAUCUUCAAUGAGAUCUCACAUCAGACAGCAGCAAAUAACAACAAAAACGGACUUUAAAAGAUGACAUAUUGUUGCCCCCUGGUGGCAGUUUAAAGAAAUUACACCCAAUCAGAGAAAUUAUUGUCAUUCCUGGAGGGAAAAUACCUCCACUGCGUUUCUACAGCGUUCAGUGAGAACAGGUUGUAUAAACCCACCAUUUUUCAAAUCGAUCCACAAAUUUCACAGUGAGAUUUCUAAUUUACCCCAAAUAAAAAAAAAAAUGCAAAACAGCCUUUAUUUAAGAUGAAAAAAAAACAAAAGAAAAUGAGACUAUUUUUGGUUUGUAUACUUAUUAUUUAUCUGUCUUUAUUCUAAGCCUGUACGGCUAAGCCAGGUGAUUUUACAGAAAAAAAAAAACAUAUUUUAAAUGGUAUUUAAAAAAAAUUGCAGAAAAAAAAAA
Messenger RNA from Cyprinodon tularosa, 3326 nucleotides. Its product is annotated as calsyntenin-2-like. Gene Ontology annotation, molecular function: X11-like protein binding; amyloid-beta binding; kinesin binding. NCBI's taxonomy places the organism in Eukaryota, Metazoa, Chordata, Actinopteri, Cyprinodontiformes, Cyprinodontidae. The transcript is spliced from 17 exons. Gene Ontology annotation, biological process: positive regulation of synaptic transmission; positive regulation of synapse assembly; homophilic cell-cell adhesion. Bases 1 to 2826 code for a protein of 941 amino acids. The record is from RefSeq and is a predicted model, not a curated record. Gene Ontology annotation, cellular component: cell surface; postsynaptic membrane.